Uranotaenia lowii is the source of this 1131-nucleotide messenger RNA. It is a transcript of the gene RPA2, whose product is annotated as replication protein A 32 kDa subunit. Gene Ontology annotation, cellular component: chromosome, telomeric region; site of double-strand break; DNA replication factor A complex. Bases 259 to 1020 code for a protein of 253 amino acids. Gene Ontology annotation, molecular function: DNA binding. The transcript has 4 exons. The record is from RefSeq and is a predicted model, not a curated record. Lineage: Eukaryota; Metazoa; Arthropoda; Insecta; Diptera; Culicidae. Gene Ontology annotation, biological process: nucleotide-excision repair; DNA replication; double-strand break repair via homologous recombination.
AAAAAAAUCAAUUUACGAACGCGCCGUUAGAAUUUUUGCCAAAUUUAGAUCAUACAUUAACAGUGUAACAAUUUAAGACGGUGGUCGAGUACCUAAAUCCAUCUCCCAUGUUAGCGUCAAAUUUCGCGCGGAUUUCUCGAUUAUCAACAACUUGCAUUCGGUGGUGGAUUGCUGUUUCUUAAUUCACGAAUUUACAGGAAAAGACCGUCUUUCAGCCACUUUAAAGGUCAUAAUAGUGAUUUCACAAAACAAUCAAUCAUGAACGAUAGCUUCGGCGCCGGAGGAUUCAGUGCCAAUGCUGGCGCGGGAGGAGCGGCUCAAGAAAAUAAAGCCGAGGGAGUGCUUCCCCUGACGGUCUGCCAGAUACUGGACUCGUCCGAGGCAGGUAUUCAGCUGUUCGGAAUUCAGUACAGCAUGGUUACGUUUGUGGCCAUCGUUCGAAACAUCGAUCACUCGUCUACCAAGAUCACGUACCGGCUGGAAGAUCACACCGGUCAGAUCGAUGCCCACCUGUGGUUGGAAGAGGGUGAUACCAUGAACGUGCCCGGCAUUGUGGCCCACGGAUAUGCCCGAGUUGUGGGCUCGGUCCGAAACCAGGGAGGAAGCAAGGCAGUUAUGAUCUUCAAAAUUGAUCAGGUUAAUUCGCCAAACGAAGUGACCACCCACUUGUUGGAGGUGCUGAAUGCCCGAUUCAAGGGAGAAGAAUAUUCGAAGAGCUCCGGUGCUGGUGGUUCCGGGGGAGAGUAUAGCAGCGGGGCCGGUGGAGACAAGGCCAACGCCUCGAGCGGUGGCUUUAUGGAGAGUGACGGCAACUCGAUGGGACUUACCGGCAAACAGCUGGUGGUGUACAAAGCCAUCAAAAGUCACAUCUCGGAUAUCGGAAUCAGCCGGCAGGAGCUGCAGAAAAAGUUUUCCCACAUCAGCGCCUCGGAGAUGCAGAGCAUAACGGAUUACAUGACCCAGGAGGGAAUCGUCUACACCAGUGUGGAUUCCGAUCACUUUUUGUGCGUUGAUUCGUAAAAGGUAGUAAUGUUAACAACCCUGUACCUAUAAUAUCUAAGUUAUUCUUGUAUUGUUCUCUUUUUCCAAACAUCUUUAAAUACAUUCUGUUUAUGAUUAAGGAAAAAUGUA